AUGAAGUAUAUUCCUUUGUGUAUAUGGGGUUUUGGGUUGCAAUGUGGCCACUUGAAGCAUGUUGGUCCUGGAGUUUUGAGCAUGGCAAAUGCUGGUCCUAAUACCAAUGGUAGCCAGUUUUUUAUUUCCACAGUUAAGAAUCUCACUAAGGACCAAGUCGCUAAGAAAGUUGUAAACUUUGCAUUUGCUGGUGCAACUGCACUUGAUGUCGAAUAUGCAACUUCCCAAUGGGAUGUAAUGGGAUGUAAUGCUCUCAUUUUGACGGUGGUGAAUAGUAGUACUAAGAAGGAGGACUAUGAUCAAUUUGAGUGUUUGAUAACUCACAAUACUUUGAUCGAGUAUUUUAAUGAGCAACUUAAACAUGUUAUAGAGACACUAAGGAAGAAGUUCCUUCAAGCUAACAUAAUGUAUUUUGACUACUACAAUGAUGUCAAACGUUUAUUUCAAGCACCAGAACAAUAUGGUGUAUGUUGUAUUCCUAUUAUCUUAAUAGGUGGUGGUGGUAAGCCAAUAGUUUGUCGUGACCUUUCAAAACACAUAAAUUGGGAUGGAGCCCACUUCACGGAAGCCGCACAUAAGCUAAUAGCAAAGGGAUUAGUUGAAGGUCCAUUUGUAGACCCUCCUCUUAAAUCCUCUCAUUUCAGGAUAAAUUAAAAUUGAUACCAUUGGAAAAACUUAGUUAUGAUCAAUACAAAAUAAGAUUAGUCUUAAUCUCUAUGAGAAUAAAUCUGAAAAUUUCUCCUAUAAAUGGAAUACAAUAUAUAGCAAGAAGAAGUUUUUAAUUUGUUCUUUACAUGGUAGUAUUAGCUACAUUAUUCCCAAGGUUGUCAUUGCAUAAACUAUUGUCAUGCAAAGAGUUAAUUUUCUCUUUGAGUUUAUUUUAUAUCACUAGAAACCGUGUAAUUUGCUCAUUUAUAGAAAGUAAAAGUAAAUGAAAAAACUAUUCAAAACUUUAGCAUAAGACUGUGAUUAAAUGAUAGACAUGAUAAGCCAAUAGCAAUACUAAUUAGAGAAGUCAUCAAAUGACAAAUGAUUCAAUAACUACAAAAUUUGUAUCUUGAUCAAUUGAAUUCGGUUUUGAUUCAUCUAAGUCGUGCUUGUGGGUUGUUCUACAAAAUUUGCACCAAUGUUGAGUCUAAUGAAAAACAGAGAAGUGAUAAUGAUACGCACUUUUUCCUUGCCUAAUGAAGAUUAUUUACCAUC
Lotus japonicus is the source of this 1203-nucleotide messenger RNA. Its product is annotated as GDSL esterase/lipase At1g28610-like. The transcript is spliced from 5 exons. Gene Ontology annotation, biological process: protein peptidyl-prolyl isomerization. Gene Ontology annotation, molecular function: hydrolase activity, acting on ester bonds; peptidyl-prolyl cis-trans isomerase activity. NCBI's taxonomy places the organism in Eukaryota, Viridiplantae, Streptophyta, Magnoliopsida, Fabales, Fabaceae. Bases 1 to 654 code for a protein of 217 amino acids. The record is from RefSeq and is a predicted model, not a curated record.